Molecule: messenger RNA, 3327 nt
Organism: Syzygium oleosum
Lineage: Eukaryota; Viridiplantae; Streptophyta; Magnoliopsida; Myrtales; Myrtaceae
Exons: 8
Coding region: 591-3062 (823 amino acids)
Biological process (GO): positive regulation of transcription by RNA polymerase II
Cellular component (GO): MLL1 complex; Ino80 complex; NSL complex
Molecular function (GO): G-quadruplex RNA binding; protein binding
Source: RefSeq, a predicted model, not a curated record
GCAACAACUUUCUCUCUCUCUCUCUCCAUUUCGAAAUUCGAGGGGGAGAAUCCCGCUAGAGAUGGCGGCGGCGCUUGCUUCGGAGCCUCCUCGCUCGAGAGAUUCUCAGGUACGCCGCUCGACUCUCUUCUCCUCUCCGAUGUCCGGAAUAGCCUGUCGGUUUGCCGCCGCCGCCGCCUUCUUCCUUCCGGCGGAUCGAGACGAAAGUUGCGUUCGGUUUGAUCUUCCGACGAUCUCCGCCGGCUUCGCCGGUUCAGAUCACGACGGAGGUUAGAUGAGGAUGUCUAGAUCCUCGUCGUCGGGAGCAGGUGAACGGCGACGCUGCGUCGCGGUUGCCGAUUGUGUGGCCAGUUAUGUGUUUUGAUAGUUGAUUCCUCUCGUGUUAAAGUUUGUUCAGUGGCGUCUGCGCAAUGUGCACCUCUUCAGGCAAUCGUUACCUUCGCAGAAUCGCAUGUGUGCGAGCUAGUGUUGCUUUCGCCGGAAGCAAUCGAGUGAGCUGUAGAGCAGGAAGCACUCUGCUUCUACAUGGAACUUCUGUGUUGGAGCAUUGACUGCUAGUCCACCACAAUCGAUCCCCCCUCGGCCACGCAAUGUCGGCCGAGACCGUAGCUUCUGCAGAGAUUGACUUCGAACUCUCUGGUGCGAGAUCUGGGGGAUGCAAAGAAACUGUAGAUGUUAGAGCUAAACGAAGAUCUGAAAGUGCCUGGAGAUUUUGUUAUGCAAGGAGGAAAGUGCGCAGGCGAAAAAGCAGUCCUCGUGUUUCUUGUUCCUCCGAAGCUAAUGGUAUGGUUUCUGAAGAUUCUGUUUAUCGACACCUUAUCAGGAGCGACCAUGUAGUUGGGAAUAUCAAGGUGGACGUCCAGCAUCACAGAAGUGCAAAUCCUGAUUCAGCUGGAGCUUCUCCGAUCGGGACUGAGUUUGAACUCUCUGGUGUGAGAUCUGGGGGACGCAAGGAAAACACGGACAUUCGAGCAAAAAGAAAAUCUCAAAACACCUGUCGGUUUUAUUAUGUCAGGAGUAAGCGAAUGCACAGUCAAAAUAGUGCUCCUCGUUUUACUUCUUUACUCAGGGCUAAGUCUCACGAGAGUUCCGAAGAUUUUGUUUAUGGACACCUUAUUAGGAGCCAUAAAUUAGUUCAGGAUACAAAGAUGGGCAUCCAGCACCACAGAAAUGGUCUGAAUCGGGGUAUAACUGAAGCAAGUGAGCAAAAUGAUUCUAUCAGAAAGGAUUACUAUAUUAGUCAUCCUGGAGAGUUUCCACUCGUCAAAGUCAAGCAAUCAGGAAAAAGUGACGGUGAUCACGCUUUUGAACAGGGUAAUGCUCAUGAUCGCUCUACUAUAGGAGAAGAUUGUGCUGACUUCAGGAAUUGCUUUAUUCCUGGUAUAUCAGGUGCACCAACUGCACCCCUAGACAGUAACUCCUACCAUAACUUGUCAAGGACAACUGAGGAAAUUUUAGCUCAAGAGCUGUUGAGCGCAAGUCCAGGUGAUAAAAGGAAUGCACUUCAUAAUAAAUUGGAUAGUCUGAACAUAAGUUCAUCAAACCAUGAUGAAAUUGCAAUUUCGGGACAGGUAUUGCCAGACAAGCUUACCCAUGGUCAAGUUCAUGCAUCUGUUGCUACUUCAGCAAAUGACCAUAUUGAUCUCUCGAAUUGUGUAUUAAAUAUGGCGUGUGAAAUAGAUUUACAUGAAGGCGAAGGUUAUUCUGGGAGCUUGCACGGGCAUGCGGUGAACCAUCAUGGUGUUGGACACAAUGGAGAUGUUUUGCUUUUAGCUCGAGAUCCAAAAUUGAAUAGAGAGAUGUGUCUUGGAGGUCAGGAUUUCACAUUUUCAGCAACUGCUGUUGUCUCUGACAUGUCAGAGCCUGCUCAAUGCAGAGAGUACAUUUUUAAUUCUUUAGAAGUUGAUGAAUCAUCCAUUCAUGAUCUUGGAGAAAUUUCUGAUGAAAUGAUGGUAUGCUCAUUGAACAGAGAGGAUCCACACAUUCCAUGGCAUGAUGAUUUAGCUUCGUCCACAGUACCUUUUUCUUCUGUAACAUGUCAAAGCCACAAAGACUCCCAGAGUGAUGCCUCCUCACCUGCUAACAAUGAAAGUAAGGAAGAAAUAAGCCUCCUCAAGACAGAAGAAAAUCCUCCCAAAACUUCCAUAAAUUAUCAGUCAGUGGAACAACACAAACUGCCAGAUGAAGGUUCAAACAAGCUCCCUGCUAGUUGUGGAAUUAAAACUGUGUUUCCCAAUAUUGCAAGUGCUAUUGUGGUUACCAGAGAGGAAAUUGAUGCUCCUGCAGAGACGAGUCCCCCAUAUAGAGAACCUGAAGAUCAAAAUUCUACAGAGCGAUCACUUACGGGCAAGUCCCUCAAAGAAUGUAAUCCAACGGACAAUUUAUCUGAUGGUGAAUGUUCAAGUUUAUCUGUUUUUCAUGAAUUAGACAGUAGUCUGUCAAGAUUUGUUGACGAAGAGUGCGAAAGUGAUUAUGAUGACUCUAAGCUUACGGAGAUUUGGGAAAUGAUACAUAGCAUGGAUUUUUAUCCAGGUGAUCGAGAUUCUCAUGUUAAUGGAGAAGUCUUCAGGUAUCGACAUGGGGAUAAAAGGGAGUCCGCCAUUAGAUUGGAACGAUGUGCUGGAUCUUUCAUACAACAAGCGAUUGCUUCGGGAGGUCCACUUGCAAUUUUAUAUGGCCAGAAUUCAAAGCAUUACAUCAGGAAGGACGAGGUCGUACUUGGAAGGGAAACAGAGGAUUUUCAGGUUGAUAUUGACUUGGGAAGAGGAGGAACUAACAAAAUAUCUAGACGGCAGGCACUUAUCAAGCUGGAGAGAGAUGGUACUUUCUUUUUGAAGAAUCUUGGAAGGAGUUCAAUAUAUGUGAAUGGGACAGCAGUUUCUGGUGGAAAUCACAUAAAUCUUACUGCAAACUGUUUGAUUGAGGUGAAAGGGAUGAAACUAUCAUUUGGAAUAAACGAGAGAUCUGUGAGGCACCACUUGGCAAAGCUUGCCAAAGAAAGCCGAGGAGCAAAUCGUAACUUUGAGUGGUCACCAGAGGGGUACCUGAGCAAUACGGUCUGAUGGUCAUUUCAUAGCCAAAAGACGAGCAAAGAGAAAUGGUGGAGGAACAUUUCUUAUUCGAUGGGUAUUGUCAUCUUUCUGUGAUAGUGAACGAUACUCAGGUACAUCUCUUUCUUGUUAUACAUAUGGUCAAUCAUUGAGUUCAUUCUUAAAGAUUAACGGAAGUUUCUCUGUUCUCUAGAUUUUGCCUUCGUCACUGCUCAUAUGAAGAACGAGGAUAGGAUUUGAUGCAUGAAAUUUAUUGUGCUAUGAUGUUAGCAGCGCA